Molecule: messenger RNA, 2110 nt
Organism: Trichoderma harzianum CBS 226.95
Lineage: Eukaryota; Fungi; Ascomycota; Sordariomycetes; Hypocreales; Hypocreaceae
Product: glycoside hydrolase family 128 protein
Exons: 1
Coding region: 333-1673 (446 amino acids)
Biological process (GO): fungal-type cell wall polysaccharide metabolic process
Cellular component (GO): fungal-type cell wall
Source: RefSeq, a predicted model, not a curated record
GCCCCUCGCCCCUCUCAUCCCCAGCUCAUCUCUUCCUUUUCUCCUUCUUCCACCAUUCCAACAUUUCUUUUCCCUGGCAUCUCGUCAGCUCGUCUUUCCUUUAUCUUCUCCGUCGCCAGUUCGACUUCUUUUGAAAUCAGCCAGGCUGUUUCACUCUUUACAAUUUGUGUCUUUGAUAGACCCUUCGCACUCCUUACCGGCCGCGCCGAACACACCAUUGCUGCGCUCUUCAAAAGCACUACAAAGUCAACUCGACUUCAUUCCCACAGUCCUUAUCACUUCCGACAUUUGAAAAGAAAUCCAAAACCAAACCCCGUCAAAAUCUAGACAAAAUGUACAAGGCCGUUGCCCUCACUUCUAUCGCUGCCCUCGCGGGUCAGUCCAUGGCUUUCAACGCCCACCGCCACCAGCACCAGAUGGACAAGCGAGUCCUCAAGACCGACUGGUGCACCGUUUGGGAGACCGUCUAUGUCACCGUUGACCCGUCUGCGUCGACUGCCGCUCCCUCUGCUCCCGCUGCCGCCACCGGCACCGGAUUCGGUGUUCAGGAUGUCAACCCUACUGGUUCCCCUGCCGGAAACAACGCUGGAGCUGUCCCAACUGUCACUUCGACCGCUACCGUCGUCGUUGCCUCUUCCACUGCGGCUGCUUCGACCCCAGCGGCUCCCGCUUCCUCCAAGGACUCCACCACCUUGAUCACCGCUGUCCGUUCGUCUUCGGCCGCUCCCAUCGUGACCAGCAGCACACCUGCUGCCCAGGCCUCCUCUUCCGCUCCUCAGUCCUCCUCUGAGCAGGCACCUUCCAGCACUCCGGCUCCCCCUACCAGCUCGGAGACUCCCACUCCCACUCCCACUCCCACCCCUACGCCCUCUUCGUCUAAGCCGGCUCCUCCUCCUGCCAGCUCCUCUGCUGCCCCCAGCAAGGCCGCCAGCCCCCCUCCUGCUUCCGUUGGUGGUUUCCCCGGCAAGCGUGGUAUGGCUUACAACGACGGCACCCUGGCCAACACCUUCGGUGAGAGCUGUGACAAGUGCCACUGGGCCUACAACUGGGGCUUCUGGCCCUCUGGCAUCGACACCAGCAAGUACAGCUAUGUUCCCACUCUCUGGGGACCUUCCCCUGACCACUCCACUGGCUUCGAUGCUCAGGCUGAGGCCGCUCUUGCCUCUGGCUCUAAGGCUAUCUUCUCCUUCAAUGAGCCCGAUAUUGCUUCCCAGUCUAACCUGUCUCCUGCUGCUGCCGCUGCCGCUCACGCCCAGUUCCUGAACAAGUACUCUGGCAAGGCUCUUAUCGGUGCUCCCUCUGUCUCCAACUCUGGUGCUGAUGGCCAGGGUCUUUCUUGGCUCCAGAGCUUCGUCGAUGCCUGCAGCGCUCAGGAGGGCGGUUGCGCUUUCGACUUCUGCAACAUCCACUGGUACUCCCCUGCCUCGGCCAUUGACACUCUGUUCACCCAGCUUGAGCAAGCCAACAAGGUCUGCGGUGGCAAGCCUGUCAUCCUUACCGAGUUUGCUCCCUCUGGCUCUGACGACGAGAUCAGCGCUUUCUUGCAGGAGGCCCUUCCAAAGCUCGACGCCCUCGACUACGUCAUGGGCUACAGCUACUUCAUGGUUGGCGAUGGCAUCCUGAUGAACGGCAACUCCCCCAGCGACUACGGCAACGUCUACGCCACCGCUUAAGUUGGCGUUCAAGGGCAUCUUUCGCUUCCUGUAUAGUACCAGCUAGGGACAUCUCGAUGCAUCUUUAGCCAAUUUUCAGACACAAAGAUUUUAUUGAAGGAAUCAUUUAACCAAAAAAAUGGGUAUCGGGGGGGAAUAGGCGCAACUCAAGUUCAUUUGUACAUAUUUUUAACUCUCUGGUUCUUGGAUGGAACAUCCACAGCAUCAGUACACUGAUUUUUGUAAGGGGGUGUGCUCCAGAUAUUCUGCCAUAGUCACUUUUGGUGGUCAUCUCGGCCUUCCGUCUUUAUUUCACUUCAAUAUCCAUGAGACAAAGGAGAGAGAUGUUCACGGAAACAUGAAGAUCCAGUAUGUAUCUACGUAUAGAAUGGGGUCGUGGAUAAGACUUUAGCAUAGAUCUACGAGCUACGAAUUAAACUAAAGGUCUUGCGAUUUCA